This is a messenger RNA of Dermacentor silvarum, 8128 nucleotides long. Its product is annotated as nuclear envelope integral membrane protein 1. Gene Ontology annotation, cellular component: nuclear envelope. The record is from RefSeq and is a predicted model, not a curated record. The coding region runs from base 344 to 1618 and encodes 424 amino acids. NCBI's taxonomy places the organism in Eukaryota, Metazoa, Arthropoda, Arachnida, Ixodida, Ixodidae. The transcript has 2 exons.
GACAAUUUUCAUCAUCAUCAUGAAUUUGGUCAAAGGGAAACUUUUUUUUUUCUCCACGAGUACCAUCGGUCCAUGCAUCAGGUCAGUGCCUUUGAGUUCAUGUAGACAAUCUAGCUUAUGUGAUAAUUUGCGUUUGUCAACAACGGUACGCACGCGUUUGCCAAUGCCAGCGGGUGGCGAGGCCGAUGUUAGCAAGUUCGAAACUUUGUGCAUUAGACCUCAACCUGGCCGCUGGAAUUUUGAAAGCUGAACACUUUACGAUGCGCUUCCGUCCAACCGGUUCCUUAUUCUGUGCUCCCGACUGCCCGGUGUAGCGAGACGGUCGUUCUGCAAAGUGAACACGAUGAUGUCGACUUCGCUUCGGUCGGUGCUGGCUGUCGUCGUGCUCUUCGCGGGAGUCGCCUUCGGACAAGCCUUAUCCGAAAGCCCCGGUCUAUCCGCCAGCGACGCGACUUCGUCGACGAUCCUGCGCGACGGCCACCACUACCUCGCCAGCAGGUCGUACAGCCACCGAAAGGACCUGGUCAUCUUCUGCUACCCGGGCGAGCCCGCCAGCUACCUGUCGCUCUUCAAGUCCGUCUACGUCGAGUUCAAACUCGUGCCCGAACGCUACACGCUCUUCGAGGGGCCUGACGAGGCGUCGGUGCGCGCGCAGUUCGACUCGCACCUGGCCAGCUGGGUCCCGCUGCUGCCCUGGAGGCGGUCGACCAUCUCGCUGUCGGCGUUCCGGCCGCACUGCAUCGGCGUGGUGUCCGACGACGACUACCGGUUCGAGCUGGUGGUGCGCGAGGCCAACUACUGGCGCUUGCUGCAGUUCGCGCUCGCGGUGCUGCUCUUCUUCGGCGUGCCCUCUCUGUGCCGCAACACACUAGUGUUCUACUCGUGCGGCGUCACCGUGGGCGUGCUCGCGUCCCUGCUCGUCGUCGUGUUCGUCGUGGGCCGCCUGCUGCCGCGUCGCACGGCGGGCUACGCGGUCGUCUGCUUUGGAUGGUCGCUGGUGCUCUACCUGCUGCAGCUGCUCUGGUCGAACGUCUACCAGGUUCUGGCCGACUACAAGAAUGUUCUGGCCGGCUACAUCGCAUUCACGGCGCUCGUGAGCUUCGCUGUCUGCUAUCGCGUGGGGCCACCGACAAAUCCACGAACUCUGGAUUUGAUUCAGUGGUCGCUGCAGCUCGCAGCGCUGGGCGGGGUAAUCACGUCGUCCGAGCUCCGAGAAGCGACGUGCGCCAUUGUGCUUGCCAUGCUUGUCGCCUACAACUUCCCUCCGAAGUGGUCGGCCAAGCUGAAGACCUGGUGGAGGACGCGCGUGUGUCGGCCAAAGGUGACCCUUCUUACCGAGGAGGAGUACAUCUUGCAGGGCGACGUGGAGACGAGAAAGGCCCUGGAGGCCCUGCGGGAGUUUUGCGGCAGCCCCAACUGCAAGACGUGGCAGGUGGUCACUCGCCUCAAGGACCCCGUGCGGUUUGCCAAGUUUGUUCAGGGACAGUCACACCUCGCGGACGAGGAGGUCCUCCAGUACGAACUGGACUCGUCGGACAGGCAACCUAGUGACCAGGACUGCCAGUUGACAGAAGAGAGCGACGACGAGCAGCCAUCGUUCACAGAGCUUGCAGAGUAGGUUGAUCGCACGGCCCCUCUAGGUGGUCUGAACCUCUUCCUGUGAGACAGGCGAUACCAACUGGCACUUUGCUAACACUCUAAAGAUGGCUGGUGGUUGGUGCGCACUACUGGGUUGUUGUUAACUUAAACAUUUGGAUUGUAUGAUCCUGCAGGACUCAUGAAACCUGCACCAGCUCAGAAGGUUACAAGAUAACAGGCAACUCAGUCGAGGAGCUCGAUGAGAUUUGUCAGAUUUGUGCGGGAACAGUCGCACCUUGCAGCUGGAAGCAGGUCCUCUGGUAUGAGCUGGGUUUGUUGGACCAUCCGCCCAAUGUCCAGAGCUACCUGAUGGUGCAGAAAGGCGACAACCAGACCAGCUCUCACUCGUGGAACUUGAACACGAUGCUGACUGUGCUCAACCCUCCGCCAACGCUGGAAGAAAGCGGGUGCCAAGUGUGAUUGGCGUGGAUGUUUCUAGUUGAACUUUAUAAUUGUCCUAUUUGUGGCACUGAAUAUACUUUUUCCAGUAAUGAGCGUCUUCCCUGCAUAGACGAUUUCUCCAUCUCAGAGGUCCAAGUUUUGAAGUGUUUGCAAGUUGGUGCGGAAACAAUGGAGGUGCCUCUGGACAUUCCACCAUCUGCUGCUGUCAGUGUCACGUCUGCCGUGGUGCCAGUGUUACAGGGUCCCGUGUGGCGUAAGUCUGGAAUCAAGUGAUGGCACUUGUGUAGCAUUCUUGUGUCUUGAAUGUUUUCGGGAAACAUGCCUGUUAUUGUGUUUAGAGUACUGACACAAUAUUUUAGACUAUUCAUUUUAUUGCGUGAAAUGAAGGUCCGGGACCUCAUGAACACUAGACAAAGUACUGCCAAGGCUCACAGCGUCCUAAAUAAUUUAAUAUAAUGCCUUUUCUACAGCCAGUUUCGUUUUUGUUUUUACUGUUGUGAUGUCGUGAAGCAGUAUGUCGUCACGUGGGAGCAGGACAUUGCAACAUUUUAUUUAUUUUAUUUAUUUGCGAUGCUGCCAGUCUCAGUUAGACCAAAGCAGGUGGGCAUUGUGUUAAACAGUUUUACAAAAAGAAACGAACAGCUCGUGCGACAUGGUACAUUUUCUCCAACUCGCUCGGUUGCCUACUCAUUGUGGGGGCCAAUGUAGCGACCUAGUGGACGACCGAGUGAGCCGGAGCCUUCUUGUCGCUAUGUCCUGCUUCCACAUGACUACAUGCUGCAUCACGAUGUCACAACACAGUAAAAACGAAAACGGCUGUAGAAAAGGUAUGAUAUUAAAUUAUUUAGGCCCUUGUGAGGGCCUAGUGUGUAGGGGUACUGGGCCUUCAUCUAAAGUCUAAAAAGAAGACACAGAAAGAUAUUGUAUCAGUACCCCUUCAAGUUACACCUGUCGUGACUUCUUGAGCAAAUAUGCAGUACAAUGCAGAUGCGCCUGCACACUUCAUGGUCGGCACAGCGAGAGAAAUUUCGCAUACCUCUAGGACAGGCUGCAGGAAAGCGGUGACAGAUACGCUCGCACCACCUUCAAGUGUACGCUGUACUUUUCCUCGCCACAGUGUGCGUAGGUGCUUGCAAAUUCAUGCCGACUCCUAUGGUAUGGGUGUGCAAGUGUCGUCUUAGCCACAUUUCACAUCCAAUGCGAAUAAAAACCAGUAGCGGUGUCGUCAUGUGUAAAAGGUGGUGUCGUACGCUGCAGAUUCCACAGUGACUUGCAUUUUUAUCCUAACAACUUUAAGAGAUUUUACUUUCCGACACUUUGUUCUCAUUUAAAAUUUUGCAGCGAGACAGCACUUCUUGGUCUAUGCUGUUCAGUAAUACACUUGUCAUCUUAGCUUGUCUGGUUUCUAAGGGGCAAAAAAAGAAAAAUCACCAUCGCAUGCACUGUUUGCCAUCAGUGAGGGGAGCUUCUGCUGAAGUUUGGGCCAGUAUUGCUGCCUGUCUGUGACGAAAAGUCUGUAAAAGCAAAAGAAACUGUGAUGCCUGGUGUUCUAUUUAACCUUUUGAGGCGACAAUUCUGUUGAUUUAAAACAUAAUUUCACCUCAUUUAUGACGUCUUCGGAAUCAGAAAAAAGGUCUACAGCUGCAGAAUAGUAGGAAUUUUCAAUUCUCUAGUAAGUUUUGUCAAGUUUACAGAUUGUUGACUCCACACAAAACCCCACUACGGGAACAUCAGAUAUGAGAACAUCAACUAUUUCAUGUCUAGCAGGCUUUAAAAGCACCUAUCCAGCCACUUGGAAAUUAUGCCUGGUGUAACAAAUUGAGAAAAGCAAUGAAAGAAGUGAACCUGCUGCAUACGACGACAUACUCGCACCUAGCAAAAAUUCCCAACCAUCUGCCUGGCCACUUGUUUUACUAAAACAUUUUGCACAUUUUAUUCAAGCUUGCAGCGCAAUUCCAGUCAGAAGUGUUUCAAGAUGUAUGCAACACAUUUUAAAUAUUACUUUCAUCAACGCUUUUGCUGUUGAUGCACAAUCCUGGAGCACACAUUUGUGUACACAGCACCUUAAAAGGCUAAACAUGACAUUUUUUGCUUGUCAAUUUUUUUGUAUUCAAUCAAAAGCCAACUAGAAUGAAAUUUAACUUUGGCUAAAUUUGUUAUUGGUGAGUAGCAUAUUCUGCUGAAGCAAUUUUGACAAAGCUGAAGGGCUGGUAAUUGUAUCAUCUUGUAAAUUGUAAGUGUAUUAAUGUUGUUAACGGCCUUUAAGCAGUACCUAAGCAGACAACACAUGCACAUUGUGGUUGUCACUAUGGGCAGGGAUAACGUAAAACUUUUCCAAUCUGUUUUCAUUCCAAAUCCCCCAUACCCUCAGGAUAGGACUAAAUGGCCCGGGCUCCUCCUACAUCGGCGGAGCCCAUGCCAUUUUAUAUAGAAGUAACUAAUUUCUCCUUUCUCCUUCAAUAUUAAAUCAAUUUGACAAAUUAUUUUGGUAAAAUUAUUCGUAGGCGGCAUUUUAAAACUUGCAGCAUAUAAUAAAUUUUCAAUGGGGUCAGGUGAGGUUUCAAACUAGGUUUCUUACGUGUUACCAAAUUUUGUUGCUGUUAGCCUUUAAGGUCCUAAACCUUAGAAAAGUUACUGGCGAGCGUAAUAGUACCUGAAUUAAUUUACGAUCCGAUCGUACUUGUUUCUGCAGACAAGUUUGGGUUUCGGUACCCAGGAGGCGGAUGCAUCAUGAUGUCGUGACUUGGUCUGUUUCUGCGAUGACAAUGGCUUGCAAGGGCAGCAAAAAGUAGUGUGUGCAGCAUUUUUUUUUUUUUCUUGUGAUCAAUGUCAUUGUACUUUACCUUAGUAGUAAACGACGUCGGCAGAUUUUUCUCUUGUGUCAUGACGCCAGGUUCAGCAUCUUGGGAUUAACUUUAGUAUCAAAUUAAAGCAUCUCAUGUUUCCCAGCCAUAACACUUGCUAGAUGUGAUCAUUUUACACGCGAGAAACAUGUGGUAAAGUUUCUGCAACAACAAAAGUGUGUUUGAGUAAUCCUCACAUGAUGCAGACCGAACAGUUCAAUUUUAAUAGUGAAAUUUUGAGUGAGAACAAGGCAGUGCUAAGCAGAAAUUCCACUAAGGUGGCUAGAACAAAAAUGUAGGUCACUGUACAGUGCUCAGUGAUUCAAACGCGAUGAUUGCCUUGCAUUGCAGGCAGUGCUUUCUGCAUCACCGCUGAGCACUGGGUGAUUACUGGGGUGCCAAAUGCAGACACAAUACACCGCAAAGGCCUUCGCUUUCAUUAUAGUGCAUCGGCUCACCAAUAAUGCAUCAUAAUGCUCACCAUAAUGCAUCUGUUUGGUGUUCCCCGGCAGCUAUUGGUGGCAGAAAAAGUGCUGGCCAUACAGGCUGAUUAUCACCACUGAAUUGCUGAUCACUGCACAUUAUGGAGAUAUAGAAAACGUGCAAAUAUUUGCCAUUUAAAAACAGCCGGUGUUCUGCUAUGCUUCUACAUCGGCUGUUGGUGAAGUUCACUUUGUGCCAAUACAUCUGACAGUAGGCUCAACAUUGUGCCCUUUUGAUUCAAGCACAAGUACGCAAAGGGUGUCACCUGAGGUUGCUUAGAGACGAGUGGUCAAUGCAAUUUUAAGUUUGUUUUACUGUUUGCUCUCGUUUUUGUUGUACGUCUGUGCCAGUAUUUAUCUUAGGCUGAGGGCAGCAUUUCCACUGUUGGCAGACUGAAAUCAUUAAGCACUUUUAACCAAAGAAAACUUGGACUUCUUUUCAUGUUCAGGUGGGUGCAUGCUUUUUACUAUACAAACAUUGAUGUGUGCCUGUGAUGGUACUUGAUCCAGUAUGCGCAAUUGUGAAUAAAUGAACGAGCACAGCAAAGAACGGUGGAAAAGGGAACACCUUGAUAACAGUUAACGGCUCUCGCGUGGCUUUGUUAUUGCGCUGGAAUGAGAAAAGCGCCGUCGGGCAAAUUUCCUCUCAAAAGGAGAGGAUGCUAGCUAGUAUUGAGAAAUGCUACUCUAGAGUGAUCGUUGAAUAAUGGCAAGGUGUUCCCUUUUAUAUUCGUCCACCCUGUGGACGAGACCUGUGGGUAAGAAAAACACUCUUCCCUUUUAAUAGUGAGUGUGGCAUGAUUUUUCACCGUGCACUGUCGGAGUUACAUUGUUCUGUUUUGAUAAACUACUUGCAUUUAUUUUGUGCAUUUGCGUAUGGUUGCAGCGUCCUAUUGCAAGAUGGUUUUGCCUACGUUUAUAGUGUGGCCUCGUGCGUGAAGUUUGUGAACAAAAUGAAUGUUGAACAGAAUGAAUGUGCUAACCCAUGCUAAUGUGGUACUAUUAACAAUGUGCCAACUUGUCAAGCAAGCGAAGUACGAACUUUCCUUUCAUUGUACAUUUAAUCAUGCUUACGACACCAACUGGUGUCCUAACGAUUGCGCUGCCAUGUUCGUCUCAAGUACUGUAAUGAAUUGCAAAAAAAGGUUUGCAAUUAGAACCUGUACUGCGCAGUCAGAGUGUAAACAGGUAAUGGAGCAAACCAUUGCCUUUCAAUGGGACGUAAAGCAGAUGACACACACGAGUGGUAACACGCGUCUACUUUGUGUCGCAUUUAAAAGCACCGUUUUUUUUUUUUUUUUUUCUUCCAAGUGUGCACCAACUGGCUUAAAUUGUUCAAGCACUUGCACUUGUGAGCUGAGGCAUGAGUCUUGACAGAACAAGCCAAGGAAUGCUGAUUGGCUGUUGGCACGUUUGUUAUAUUUUGUGCAUGAUAACACAUCCAAGUUACAUCAAAAUCAUAAUCUGAUCAGAAAUUGCACGUGUGCUUUCACUAGCAUUCUGCACUUUGCAGAAAUGUAAAACCCCGGAUCAUUGUGGAGAAUAGCAGGCCACCAAGUGACGUUAAGUGUAGCAAAAUUCUGUAAGUUGGUUACACUUGAAUGCUUCAUUCUAACCAAAGAAUCUAGUCUGCAGGCUGCAGUCUUGCAUAGGUUAUGGAAUCAGAGGGAGAGAGAAUUUAUUUGCAAAAAGGCAGAGAGGUCGGCUUAAUCCAGCCAGCUUAAAACAUAAAGAUGCUUCAGUGGGAACUGUUUGGUAUGGCAUAUCUUGACGGUAUAAAUUGCACUGCUCAGGUGACCCACUCGGGAACACUGAGGUACCUGUGUGUCACUUGAGCAGUGGAACUUAAAACUGUCGGGACAGGCCCUGGCUUGUUAUUCUGCACCGAGAACGGUUACACAAUGAUGGAAAGAGAGAAGAGGAACGCAGCAUGGCUGUGGCACUGGUAAUGCCGCCAGUCAAGUUGUAUGUCAUGAAAGGCACUUAAAUUGUCUGCUACUGCUUAAGUCGCACAGUGUCGUCUGUGCCGCUGGCUCGGAAAAAGUCCUAAAAAAUUAUGGAAUACUAAUACGCAUUGCAGUGCAGCCUAUUUUCUUCUACUUUUGCGAAGUGCAGAAGAGUCGCUACUUUAUAUGUGAUGUUUAUUCUCAGCUCCCGAACACCUGUAAUGAGGACCUGCAUGACAGACUUGGCAGCUGGUGCCUGUAGAUCGCCGAGAACAACGAGUGUUGACUGCUGAAUAUCUGUCAUCCUGUUUUUAACCUUAUCCUUGUCAGCUCCGGCAUCAACUAUUGUGCAGGGUGUCUAUUUUAAUUAAGAUAACGCUGUGCCCAUAGUGUUGGAAAAAGCAUGCGUACAAAGACAUUGUGUAGUUGACUUCCAGAUUAUUGCUAAUUGUCCUUUGGUCAUGUGUUGUGUUUUAGGAUUGUUUGUCUCAGUCUUUCGUGUCCUGUGUACUUACUCUUGUGAAUGAUGGAACAGUACUGUUCGUUUAACACCACCUGUGAGCCUAUCCUGCAUUCACCUUUGAUGGCGCUCACCCAUCUGCUUGCAUUUAGUUGUCUGUGUUGAAGAAAUGCUCAGCUGAUAACACUAAAGUUUUGUGUGCCGUAUCUUUCUAUGGGGCUGAGUGAUAUGUGUCGGGUAUGUUUCAAGCAUUUUUCUUGCUACCAAUGUCCUGGGAAUGCGACAGUGUGAGCCAUCAGUUAGAUGCUGUUGUUUGAAGAGCAUAAAGCAAGCUCAAUAAAGAACAUUUUUAAAAUG